Molecule: messenger RNA, 1521 nt
Organism: Labrus bergylta (ballan wrasse)
Lineage: Eukaryota; Metazoa; Chordata; Actinopteri; Labriformes; Labridae
Gene: hes4
Product: hairy-related 9
Biological process (GO): anterior/posterior pattern specification; regulation of neurogenesis; regulation of transcription by RNA polymerase II
Cellular component (GO): nucleus
Molecular function (GO): DNA-binding transcription factor activity, RNA polymerase II-specific; protein dimerization activity; RNA polymerase II cis-regulatory region sequence-specific DNA binding
Source: RefSeq, a predicted model, not a curated record
CUGAGACUGUACUCGCAUGACAGCUCAGCGAUAACAAGCGACUGAACGUAAAGUGAUCUGCGGGACUGCCCGGCAUCUCAUACAUGUUGUGCAGUGGCACUGCGUGAACUUUUUAAAAUUUUCACUGUUUUUAUUCCCGUCGUUCCAAAAGAGGAUUUAUUUCUGUAUCUUUUGAUCUUUGUUUUACCGAUUUGAUCGAAAAUGCCAGCCGACACAAUGGAAAAGCAGACAGCGUCUCCUAUUGCCGGUGCGCCUGCAAACGGAUCACACACACCGGACAAACCGAAAAAUGCCAGCGAGCAUAGAAAGUCAUCCAAACCCAUCAUGGAAAAACGACGAAGAGCGAGAAUUAACGAAAGUCUCGGUCAGCUCAAGACGCUCAUCCUGGACGCACUCAAAAAAGAUAGCUCUAGACACUCCAAGUUGGAGAAAGCAGACAUCCUAGAGAUGACAGUGAAGCACUUGAGGAACUUGCAGCGUGUACAGAUGAGCGCAGCGCUCUCAGCAGACGCUACCGUCCUAAGCAAAUACAGAGCCGGAUUCAACGAGUGCAUGAACGAGGUGACCCGCUUUCUGUCCACCUCAGAAGGAGUGAACACGGAAGUGCGAUCCAGACUCCUAAACCACCUUUCCAGCUGCAUGGGCCAGAUGAUGUCAAUGAACUACUCACAGCAGGCCGCGUCCCAGCAGGCGCACCUUGCUCAGCCCCUUCACGUGCAGCUCCCCUCCACCCUGCCCAUCAACGGCCACGCCAAACUCAGUCCGGCAGAGGCCGUCUCCCCUAAGGUGUUUGGUGGGUUCCAGCUGGUGCCCGCAACAGACGGACAGUUCGCUUUUCUGAUCCCAAACCCGGCAUUUGCCUCCGCCACAGCCCCUGUUAUCCCCCUUUACGCAAACGCAGGAGUGCCUGUUGCUGUGAAUGCCAGCCCGGUGCACGGCAGCUCUGCAUCCACUGCAGCAUCUCCAGUUCACGGCAUGACGUCCUUCUCCGGGGGAUCUCAGGCAGUUAGCCCGGUGGGGGUCAGUACUGGAUCGGAGAGCAACGAGCCUGUGUGGCGGCCCUGGUAGCCUAGGAUGAAAGACUUGUGUGAAUCCAGUUUGCAUUACUUUGAUUACUUUUUCAGUUUACCCUUUAAACUGGCUGCACACACAACUGUCUUGGGGUUAAACCUGGAACUCUCCCGCUAUGGGACGGUGACUCCAACCACUUAAUGCCCCCAGUAGUUCUUGUUGUUUCGUUUUAUGGAACAUGAGUUGCCUGAAAUGGCACAUUGUUUUUUAUUAUUUAUUACCAGAUUCCAAAAUUUGGAUGUCGGUGAUAAAUGCUGUACAUGCAGAUGGAAGAUUUAUAGAAGAUUUUUGUCAUGAAGUACUUUUUAUCAAAAGAUUUAGUUUUGUACAAAGUUGUUAUUGAUUGUUAUACCAAAGCUGUGUUUUAUAUUCUUUGUUGUUUUGUGUUGAAAAGUAAAACUGAAGUUGGGUGAUAACCCAUUGUUUUAAUAAAAUAAAUCUCAAAAAUUA